UGCUGUACUGAAGAAUAAAGUACCUGGACCAUGACUCCGAUACUGCGCACAGAGAGGCUGCAGCCGAGUGAACUUCAGGCUCUGUUUGGAGAGGAGAAGGAUUAUUCAUGCUCCCUGAAUGAUAUUGUUCAUCACACAGAGGUGUGUGAGCUGCAGACUGAUGGUGAUAACAUAGUGCCGUGCGACUUCAGUUCUCUUUCUGAUGUUGACUAUGGGAAGCCAUGUGCAGCCCCUCAUCUGCAGGGACCCACAUUCUCCAAACAGGAAUACUACACCAAACUAGAGGAGCUGAAGAGAGAACACCUGAGAAACAUAGCUGAGCUGGAAAAACUCAACCUGAGCCAGAUCAAACCCGGUCAGAGAGAAAGACAGCUCAUUACUUGCUGGAGACAAAAUGGAGAAGAUACAGAGAGUGAACAGGUGGAGCUCAUCCAGGUUGGGAGGAAGGCAUCAGUGGGCCGUCUGAAGAAUGGUGUUUCUCAUCUGAAAUUAAAGCAGGCUCAACAGAAUUCCUUAGGGAUCCAGAGGAAGUUGUCACAUUCUCAGCAGAACUCAUCUUACAGUGCAGCCAAUCAGGGGAUGGACAGCCUGAGACAGAAUUCCAAAGUAACCGUUCCCAAACCGUUUCGCAUGAUGCUUCGUGAAGAGGAUCGCAAGCGACGCAAUGUGAAAACACGCUCUGAGAUGGAACUAGAAAACGAGAGACUGAAGAAAGAACUGGACGAGCUGAAAGAAUGUAGCAAGAAGUUUCGUGCUAGGCCGGCCCCCACCUCUACAUACUUGCUUUGCUAUGACAUCAUCACUAAGCACCCAAAGAAGCUCCAGCUACAAAAAAAUCUAUCAACCAAAUGGACCACGGUGGAAACCACCACAAACAGGGCUCCCAACGCCAAACACCUCCUCUUCCACAACAGCCAUUUAGCUUCAUUGAAAGAGAGCGAAAGAAAAGAGAGAAAAAACUAGAGGAUGAGCUAAACAACCUAACUCCCAAAACAGAACGAAGUGUGUUUAAAGCCAGACCCGUGCCGAGGUCUCUAUACAGGCCCAGCACACCAACUUGCCAGAUAUACGAGGCAGUUAAUCUGAAUCACAGAGGCUCAGCACUGCCUCCUAGCAUUCUGGAGGACAUGCUGCAGGAGGGAGAGGAGGCCGAGAAUGAGUAUGAUUAUGAAUUUUCAAGGCCACAGAGCACAGACAUAUCACGCUGCAGCAGCAACCUCAAGAAAUGGAAGAACAAGGGUGCGCUGCAGGUGGAGGAAGAGAUGGAGAGAAAGAGGAACAGAGAAAAAGACAGAGACUGGUCCUACAUUCAUCCCCUACGCAGGACCAGCCUCUGCCACAGCCAAGAACCCCUGAAUACCGGCAAGAGUGACUACAUCAGUGUUUAAAUACUGACACAGAUACAGUAAACCACAGCCUACAAUACAAAAUUCAUCAUCAGUACUAUAACUCUAUAACUACAUGGUGUGAUAGAAACAGAGAUCGGUUUUGUUUUUUCAUUGUGUUGCUAUGGAGAAAAACGAUCAAAACAAAUCAAUAAAUAAACUCAUAAAAUGAUU
Molecule: messenger RNA, 1559 nt
Organism: Cyprinus carpio (common carp)
Lineage: Eukaryota; Metazoa; Chordata; Actinopteri; Cypriniformes; Cyprinidae
Biological process (GO): cilium organization
Cellular component (GO): cilium
Source: RefSeq, a predicted model, not a curated record